AAGCUCUCACUUUCAUCACUGUUUUUGAAGACUGGAACUAGUUGAAGCUACAAGCGUCAAUACUGAAAAUCUAAAUGAUCAUGCGCUGCUCUAGCUUGCUCUUGGUUGGUAUGGUGACAUUAGGAAUAUCUGAGUUCUGCUCUGCUGGGCCCCUUCAUGCCCAGUGUAAAGUCGAGUGGUAUUUCAGUCUCCCUUGCAGGAGUGUAUAUGAAGCUCUGGUCACACAGAUUAAAAAGUGGAGGACACUGUCAACCUGUGCCACGGGAGGGGAGAAAUGCCUCUAUAAGUUGCAGUCUGCGUCUGUACACUUCAUUUCAGCCAAACACACAACACCAGUAAAGAGAUAUGUUGAUGAUAUCAACUUCAGACUGGUCUCCUAUGGAUUCUUUUCACAUUGCCAUGUAUCGGCCAUGUCAGUGUCAGAGACCUGGUAUGCUGUCACAGAUCAUGGCACCAACUACUGUAACCUCUACAACUUAAUGGAAGGCAGCAGACUUACUGAAGCUCCAGGAUAUAAAGAGAUCACCAGUGACUUCCUGUGCACCCAGCGAUCAUCUGCUAACUGUACUGUGUACUAACCAUGUGUAUUUUUUUUUACAUACUUUCAGAUCUGUUAAGCUAUAUACAAAAUACAAAUAAAAAAAUUUAAAAAACAAUGUAGAAAUGUAGAAAAUUAUGUAUGUAGUUGCUGUUGUUGACUCUUUUCCACCAAAAUACUCAUAUAUACUGUUGUGAUGCUUUACCUGAAUUUGGUGGUACUGUUUUUUAUUUUGCUCGACAUUUUUUUACUUGACAUUUUACCUGACAUUUUAUGUUGCACAAAGUUUAGGGACAAAUACAGGAGUCCAGAGAGUGUGUCAGGUGAGACAGUAUCUUCCACCGGGACACUGUUCCCUCAAAGGGCAGCAAUAUCCUCCUGUGGGUGUAGAUAUCCAUCAUGGAUCUUUUGCUCUCAUUAAGAGAGCACUUCUGUCUUAAGGCAUCAGUCAACCAAUCUACCACUGCAGUAACGUUCUGUCACCAGUAGAGGGAAGUGUCUGCAAGUGAUUUUGCAAUAGGUCUUUAAACGUUUUGACCAGAGAAAAAUAAAGAA
Molecule: messenger RNA, 1093 nt
Organism: Xyrauchen texanus (razorback sucker)
Lineage: Eukaryota; Metazoa; Chordata; Actinopteri; Cypriniformes; Catostomidae
Exons: 5
Coding region: 75-578 (167 amino acids)
Source: RefSeq, a predicted model, not a curated record